AUGCAACAUAAACUAGCAGCAAAAGCUGCAUCACGUGCACAUUUCAUAAACGAAUCCCCGUUAGGAAGAAAGAAGAAAAUUGAAAGACAUCCCACGCUUUCGAAAAUGACAGCCGACGAUCGACGUCCACGAACCGGAAAACAAGAAACGGUCCGAGUGAUCGUCAGAUGUCGACCGUUGUCUGAAGCAGAAAUAUCACAAGGACAUCAAAGUAUUGUGUCUAUGUAUCCGGAUCGAGGUCUUGUGGAACUUAGAAAUCCAAAAGAACUCCAGGAUCCAUCGAAAGAUUUCACUUUCGAUGCAAUUUAUAACGAGAGUUCCAAACAAACUGAUCUCUAUGAUGAGACGUUUCGAGAUCUUGUGGAUUCCGUGCUGAACGGUUUUAACGGUACGAUAUUCGCCUACGGACAAACUGGAACCGGAAAGACCUAUACUAUGGAGGGAAAAUCCUCAAUCCCCGAAGAACGUGGUGUCAUCUUUAAUUGUUUUGAGCAUAUCUUCCAGCACAUUGCAAGAUCCAGAAAUCAGCAAUAUCUGGUCAGGGCCAGCUACCUAGAGAUAUAUCAGGAAGAACUUCGCGAUCUGCUCAGUAAAGAUGAUCGUGUCAAGUUGGAACUGAAAGAAAAAGCAGAUAUCGGAGUCUAUGUGAAAGAUUUAACCACUUUCUUAACGAAAUCCGUAGAAGAAAUCCAACGUGUGAUGUCCGUUGGGAAUGCAAAUCGAUCUGUUGGGCGAACUAACAUGAACGAACAUUCCAGUCGAUCGCAUGCAAUUUUUAUUAUUACUAUAGAAUGUAGUGAAACGGGUCCAGAUGGCGAAAAUCAUAUACGAGUGGGACGACUCAAUCUCGUCGAUUUAGCGGGUAGUGAACGUCAAGCAAAAACCGGAGCUACCGGCGAAAGAUUCAAGGAAGCAACCAAAAUCAACCUCUCCUUGUCAGCGCUGGGCAAUGUCAUUUCGGCAUUAGUGGACGGUAAAAGUACUCACAUACCGUAUCGAGACAGUAAAUUAACUCGGUUACUUCAGGAUUCACUUGGAGGGAAUUCGAAAACUGUUAUGGUUGCUUGUAUUGGACCAGCUUCCUAUAACUAUGAAGAAACUCUAGGAACUCUUCGCUACGCUAACAGAGCUAAAAACAUCAAAAACAAGCCGAAGAUCAAUGAAGAUCCUAAGGAUGCUAUGCUUCGAGAGUUUCAAGAUGAGAUUCAACGGCUACGUGCCUUGCUCGAGGAACGGUCACGUCGAAAAGGAGGUCGAGGAGGUUUGGAUGAGUCCCGAAGCGAAGAAUAUUUCCGUGAACAGCAUAUGAAAUUGGCUGCAGAUAGAGAACAUGCAUUGCGGGACACUUCGCUCAUAAUGGAGGAGCGACGUCGUAUAAUUGCGGACCUGGAAGAACGACAAAGACAACUAGAACAAGAGCAGGAAGCGCAACGUGAGGUUGCGGAAACAAUCGCAAAAAUGGAAAGUAAACUGCUCGGCGGCACGGAUCUCCUGGAUCACACCAAGCAACAACAACUCGAGCUUGAGAAUCGUCGGCGAGAAUUGGCUGAACAGAAGAAACGUGAACGUGAGAUUUUGCGACAGUUGGAGAGACAGGAAGACGACACCGCCGAAAUCCAUCAAACGUACUCCAGUUUGCAACAAGAAGUCGAGGCGAAAACUCGAAAAUUACGCAAGUUACAUCUAAAACUGCAGAAGGCGAGAAAUGAGCUUCACGAUUCAGUGCUUUUACAUUCACAGGAACGGCAAGAUCUAGAAGCUUCCGUCACGGAGAUUAACAAAGAGUUAAAGCUAAAGUUGCUUAUAGUCGAAAACUUCGUCCCACCCGAGGUCGCUAACCGGGUCCGUGAACGAGCCCAGUGGCUGGACGACGAGCAGCAGUGGCGGUUGCCUGGCGCUCGGCCACUUUCCGCCAGCCGACCACCCACUGCACCGUUGGCGAAUGUGCUGGUGGAUGGUCAAAAUUUGCUAACACACUCAACAGCUGAUUCCGGAGUGUGUAGUACGGACGCAAGCACUUCAGUGGAACAGAACGACUAUUUGGAUAAGCGCCCGGUUUCUACACCCGGGCUUCGUCGACCUAUGUCUUCUUGGGAGCGGAUGAUGGUCGAUCGAGCAAGAGAGCAAAUGAGCCGGCAACGACGCCCUCCCAUAAGUGGAUCGGCCGCUACUGUAGAGGCCAUACUAAACGAAGAUAUUAUACGAUUCUGUGGCGAAAAUGUGCUCGUGUUCUCAUCGCUUGAACGGCUACCGUCACGAGUGUCCGAUUACGACCCCACUAAGAGUAAACUUGACCAAGUCGUACGACAAGAGGAGAAAAGCCUGUUGAUCGACGCAUCAAAAGCUGCGCCAACUGUAAAGGGUCGUCUUCGUUCGCCGUCAACAGAUAUGAGAUCUCGCUCAAAAAACGGACUCGCCCGCAACGUGCUUGCCAAAUCCACCGCGCCCACGUCACCCGCAGUGCUUUACCCAAAAGCACGAGGUCUCGUCGGCAAAUAA
This is a messenger RNA of Necator americanus (New World hookworm), 2499 nucleotides long. RefSeq lists its product as uncharacterized. Gene Ontology annotation, biological process: mitotic spindle organization; microtubule-based movement; spindle elongation. Gene Ontology annotation, molecular function: microtubule motor activity; ATP binding; microtubule binding. The transcript has 23 exons. The record is from RefSeq and is a predicted model, not a curated record. Lineage: Eukaryota; Metazoa; Nematoda; Chromadorea; Rhabditida; Ancylostomatidae. Bases 1 to 2499 code for a protein of 832 amino acids. Gene Ontology annotation, cellular component: microtubule associated complex.